Molecule: messenger RNA, 1849 nt
Organism: Maylandia zebra (zebra mbuna)
Lineage: Eukaryota; Metazoa; Chordata; Actinopteri; Cichliformes; Cichlidae
Gene: bnip1b
Product: BCL2 interacting protein 1b
Biological process (GO): retrograde vesicle-mediated transport, Golgi to endoplasmic reticulum
Cellular component (GO): endoplasmic reticulum; SNARE complex
Molecular function (GO): SNAP receptor activity
Source: RefSeq, a predicted model, not a curated record
CGUCUUUACCUCUUUUGGACCUCCAGCUUGCCAUACAAAAACAACAAUGGCGUCUUCUGCGGAUGUUCACGUCCGAAUUUGCGCACAAGAAAUUAUCAAAUAUGAUCUGGAAAUUAAAGCUCUCAUUCAGGACAUCAGGGAUUGUCCAGGACCUCAGUCUGCUCUUGUGGAGCUCAAUGCUCAGGUCAAAGAGAAAUUCAACAAGCUGAGGCUCAGAAUUCAGGAUCUGGAGCAGAUGGCCAAAGAGCAGGACAAAGAGUCAGACAGAGUGGCCAUCCAAACAGAGACCGAGAGCCAAUGGAAGCAGAUGCUGAGCAACCAGACAGCGUGGAGAAAAGCUAACCUGGCUUGUAAACUUGCCAUAGACAACAUGGAGAAGGACGAACUGCUGCAUGGUGAGGAAAACCACAACACCAGACAGAGGAAAGCAACCAAGGAAAAUUUAGUGGAAACCAGCAGCAACAUCACAGAGAGUCUGAUGUCUAUCAGCAGGAUGAUGUCUGAACAGGUGAAGCAGAGUGAGGACACCAUUGGCACUCUAGCCACCUCAUCCAGGACGGUGCAGGAAACCAACGAGGAGUUUAAAAGCAUGACAGGAACCAUUCACCUGGGCAGGAAGCUCAUCCUGAAGUACAACCGGCGGGAGCUGACAGACAAGCUGCUCAUCUUCCUUGCACUAGCCCUCUUCUUUGCCACCGUCCUCUACAUCCUCAAGAAACGUCUCUUCCCCUUCAUUUAGUCGGCCGCCUGGGUCUGUUUUUCCUCAAGGACAUGGGGACUGGCUUGGAAGGAGUUAACACAGUGAAUUGUAGGAGGUAUGAAGUAGAAGCAUGAACCACAUGGACUCUUAGAAGCAGCACUGAAACUGGACUGUAGCACACAGAGGCGGCGUGAAGUGGGAACGUGUUACUUCUUACAUAUAAUAUGCAAUAUGAAGGGUUGGAAAAUAUCUGAAGCUCAAGAUCCACUUCAGCAGUGAAAGGAGCAAAGUGAGUAAAACUGACAUCCAGAGUUUCAUAGAAAACAUUAAGAAGCCACAGCCUGCCUCGAGUAGAUAUGGUUAUACAAUGUAUUGUCAAAAGUUUGAACGCAUGUUGCAAAUGGUCACAGUUGAAGAAGGGAUCUGCUGCUUUUUAGCCUUUUCCUUGAUGCCUCACACUGCCUCCCUGGUGUUACAGUAAGGACUCUGUUAUCCUAAUGUGACCAUUUCUAUCAUUCUGGAUGAUGGGUCUUUUUCAGAAAGCCUGAACUUGAGGAAAUUCAUGUGUUUACAUUGAAAUUUACAUUAAAUUGAAGUAAAUACAGAGAGCUUAAAGGUUCAGAUGCUCAUAUUUGCCAAAUUGUGUGCAGUUUUUGAAAUGUUGAUACCUUAAAGCACACUGUAGGUUUCACAAUGCAAUAAGACAGCAUCUAAAGAUCAGCAGCCUGUAUGCUCAUGUAAUAUCUCUUUGUACCCCUUAAGUCCAGCGUAAAAGGAAGAAAAGGUAGUCUGCGAUUCUGCCCUCAUGUCAGUCAUGUUGAAAGGUUGGGAGUUAGAGACUAAAGCAAGGGACCACUGGAGGCUUGUUUUAAGCCUCGAUUGCUGCAAAUAAACAAAAUCCAUCCAAAGAGGUGAUCUGCGUGAUAAAAUGUUUCAGCUUAUGCAAAAUAUUCACGUCCUCCAAGCAGAGGGCAACCUUAUUUGAAUUCAGCUGGAGCUUCACUUUUACAGAGAUGGGAAGAAAAGAGGGGGACAGAAAAGUGAGCAACAUUGUAGGACUCCAUCUACUCCUGUUGAGUCAUGGUUGGUUUCUGAGCUGUAGUAGUAUCUUCUGACUUAACCAGCCUUUAAUUCUACAGCUUAAGAGAA